Olea europaea var. sylvestris is the source of this 2091-nucleotide messenger RNA. RefSeq names its product histone-lysine N-methyltransferase ASHH1. Gene Ontology annotation, biological process: regulation of DNA-templated transcription. The record is from RefSeq and is a predicted model, not a curated record. The coding region runs from base 390 to 1832 and encodes 480 amino acids. Gene Ontology annotation, cellular component: nucleus; chromatin. The transcript is spliced from 12 exons. NCBI's taxonomy places the organism in Eukaryota, Viridiplantae, Streptophyta, Magnoliopsida, Lamiales, Oleaceae. Gene Ontology annotation, molecular function: histone H3K36 methyltransferase activity; protein binding.
AAGCACAAGGAACAAAGAAAACGGGCAUUAAUAAUUAUUAGGUAAUAAAAAAAACUGCGAACUUUUUUCUUUUUCAGCGGUUACAAUGCAUAAAUAGGGAAUCAAUACUAGAGAAAAAACGCUCGCAUCACCACCGUCUCACUCGGUCGUGCCACCUGGGCACAGGGCACCACCGUCUCUGAAACCCUAGCGGCGCUACAAGAAUAAUCUUCACGUUCGAACAGGUGCUAGGUGGUGUUGCCGAACUAAGUUCAGUCUUUAAGAACCAUUUGACGUUUUCAUUUGGAUCACUUGGAUCACGACUUUAUCAUAAAAAGGGGGAAAAGAGGAAGAUCUUGAGAAGAUUUUGACAAGGUGGAAUAAGACAUUCUGGGAAAGCAAAUUAGAGUAUGGAUCAACUACCGGAAGGAGUACCACCAUUUAUACAUAUUUCUCAAAAUGAACUUUUCGGCCUAAAACGCAAAAAACUGAAAGAAGAGGAUAUUGCCAUUUGUGAGUGUGUCUAUGAUGAAACGAAUCCUGAAAGUGCAUGUGGAGAAAGGUGUUUGAAUGUAUUAACCAGCACAGAGUGCACGGAUGGGUACUGCCCUUGCAGGCAACACUGCAGGAAUCAGAAAUUUCAGAAAUGUGAAUAUGCUAGAACAAAGUUGUUUAAAACCGAAGGGCGUGGUUGGGGGCUUCUAGCUGACGAGAAUAUAAAGGCUGGACAGUUUGUCAUUGAGUAUUGUGGAGAAAUAAUCUCAUCAGCAGAAGCAGAGAAACGGUCCCAAGCUUAUGAAACUCUAGGUCUUAAAGAUGCGUACAUAAUUUCUCUAAAUGCCAAUUGUUUUAUUGAUGCUACAAGGAAAGGAAGCCUUGCAAGAUUUAUAAAUCAUUCAUGUCAACCAAAUUGCGAGACCAGAAAGUGGACUGUGCUGGGGGAAACAAGGGUUGGGAUAUUUGCAAAGAAAGAUAUUUCUGUUGGAAAUGAACUGGCCUAUGACUACAAUUUUGAAUGGUAUGGUGGUGCCACUGUUCGCUGUUUAUGUGGGGCUGCUAACUGUUCUUUAUUUCUCGGUGCAAAGUCCCAUGGUUUCCAGGAGUAUAACCAUGUAUGGGAAGAUGGUGAUGACAGAUAUACAGUUGAAAAAAUUCCGCUCUAUGACUCAGCUGAGGAUGAGCAAUUUUCCUCUUAUGGUACUAGCCCAUCUGAACGUGAAUUGGCAGCUGGUGAAGAAGAUGAGUACUCUGAGGUCAUGGGUGGUAUCAAGGGGUCUGAAAUUAAAUCAGAGGCUGAUAGUACUAUGGGAUCAAGUUAUAUAGUUCCCAUGGAAGGUGUGGUGGCAAAAUCUGUGGAGAGAGGAAGUAGCAAGGAAGCAAAAGCCUUUACAGAAACUACUGCAAUUAUAUCUCGCAUCCCGAGUAAUAGUGCAGGUCUGAAGUUUAAAACUGGACCAAGUUCUAUUUCAAAUAAAAAAUCACAGCAUACUCCCAGGGGAAGAGCAAAAUUUUCUGGUAGAAAACAAGUCAGCUCCAAACCUGUUGCUGAACUAUUUGCAUCAAAGGAAGUACAGGCUGAAAUAACCAAAUAUGAGGAAAGGAAAAAUAAAGCCAAUGCCGAUCUCAAUUCUGUGUACGAUGAAAUACGUCCCAUUAUUGAAAAACACGAGGGCGACAGUCAAGAUAGCGUACCUACAAGUGUUGCAAUGAAGUGGAUAGACGCAACCUGCGCCAAGUAUAAAGCGGACUUCAACUUUCACUUCUCCAUCAUAAAGAACGUCAUGUGCCCUUCAAUACUUGCCGAAAAUGAAGCAAAACUUUCUCCAGGAGAUGGCCAGAAUGAAACAAAGUAAUUGACGAGCUACAAUUCUCAUUUGCGAGAUAUUUUAUCCAACAGUUUUAGUGACUUAUACAUUAGGUUUCACAGAAAAUUUCCCCAUAUGAAGUUUUAGGUGUAGUGAAAUUAAACAUCAACUUUCAAGACAGACGGGCUUAAUAAAAGAAAAUGGAGUUUUAGGUACAUGAUGAGUGGUACAAUUAUUUUGGUGUAAAUUUAGCCAUGUUUGGCUCCCAUUUUGUGGGAAAAUCAAUGGGUGGAAUAACAUUUUUUUU